Molecule: messenger RNA, 2635 nt
Organism: Rhineura floridana
Lineage: Eukaryota; Metazoa; Chordata; Lepidosauria; Squamata; Rhineuridae
Gene: DGUOK
Product: deoxyguanosine kinase
Exons: 7
Coding region: 71-880 (269 amino acids)
Biological process (GO): nucleobase-containing compound metabolic process
Cellular component (GO): cytoplasm; mitochondrion
Molecular function (GO): ATP binding; deoxyguanosine kinase activity
Source: RefSeq, a predicted model, not a curated record
CUGAAUCCCUUUGGGCGCGGCAGGCUCCGGAAAGACACGAGCGGCUUCGGCAGGGAUUGGCGCAGGCGCAAUGGCUCGGCUGCCUGUGGCGGCCCCGCUCUGGAUGGCUGCUGCGCGGCCGUCCGGCAAGAGGCUCGCCAUCGAGGGGAACAUCGCAGUGGGGAAGUCAACGUUUGUGAGAGUGCUCAGAAAAGCCUUUCCGGAAUGGCACAUGACUCCAGAGCCAGUCUCCAAGUGGCAGAAAGUUCGAGCUGCUUUUCCCCACCAAGCCUCUCCCUCUCAGAAUGUUGGGAACUUGCUUCAGAUGGUCUAUCAGGAGCCUUUGCGAUGGUCCUACACGUUCCAGACUUAUUCGUGUCUGAGUCGGCUCAAGGCUCAGCUGCAGUCGCUGUCAGAGAAGCCUCCGAAGACGUGGAAACCUGUGCAGGUUUUUGAGAGAUCUGUGUACAGUGAUAGGUACAUCUUUGCAAAAAACCUCUUUGAGAUUGGCCACCUGGCAGAGAUUGAGUGGACCAUUUACCAAGACUGGCACACCUUUCUCCUGCAAGCAUUUGGGGACUGGCUUCACCUUCAUGGCUUCCUUUAUCUCCGGGCACCUCCAGAGAUCUGCAUGGAGAGGCUGCGCCGAAGAGCGAGACCUGAAGAGAAGGAGGUCCAGCUGCGCUACCUGGAGCAGCUUCACACUCAGCAUGAAAAUUGGCUCGUGGAGAAAAGCACAGAGAUCCAUCUUGAAAAUAUAAGAAAUGCUCCAGUCUUGAUGCUUGACGUUACAAAGGAUUUUGAGAAUGACCCAAGCGAGCAAGGAAAGCUUGUGAGCCAGGUGAAAACUUUCAUCAAAACUCUCUCACUGGAGGCUUCUGCCUCUGUUGCAACCUCCUAGCGCAGGAUCUGGGAGCGAACUACUCUGAGCUGCUGGUCACCAAGAGGCAUAGUCAAAACAAGUCAACCUCUCAGUCCUGGAUGAUCAGAGCCAUUGGGAGUGAAGAGUUUAGGCAGGUUAGAGAUAGUAGCAAGACGCUGGAAUUAAGGGUGAUUCUUGCAGGAAAAAGCACCCUGAGCCAGCACGUUCCCAAAGUAGUCUGACUGUAAAAAGCAGAAGCAAUGGGUGAAGGGGAGGGAUGUAAGGGGCACCUUUUCCUUGGCUGGGUCAGCGCAGAGGCCAUGCACAGCCCUCUAUUCCAAUUGGGCCCUGUCCAGACUGAAUGGGACUCUGUGUGUACUCCCACCUGGCAUGAGCUUGGCCAGGUGCUGUGCCAAGUGAGGGAUUAAUGGCCCCUUCAAUGGAUUUUGGCCCUGGUGCAUCUACUGAACCUGGCUGGCACUGGCCAUUAGUGCUGUGAUCCUGGACCUGCCCUCCUUACCACACUUCUGCUGCUGUAUUUUUUCCGGAAGGAAGAAUCUUGGGUUGUUCAGUCUACAUGCCCUCAAUUCCUGCUGAUUAACAUGGCUUGGAGUGAUGGCAUGGACAUCUUGGGCCUGCUGUUCUGUAAAUAUUAUUUUUAACCUCCUGCAGUCAGACACCCACUUGGGCACUCCCAGUUUCCUAGGAGCUGCCCUGAAAGUGUAGGUCAAUCUAACAGUGCCCAGUUCCUGUACAUCUGUACACCAUUCCAUGGCCUCUCUGUUUGAUAGCCUCCAACUUGGGGGAAAGACUGGAAAUUGGUUGGCACUGAAACAGUUCAGGGAUCUAGAAUGUGUCUUCUGCUUCCCCCCCAACAUGCAACUCUUUAUGUCCAUAAAAUUGAGGCUUCCUGGGCUCCCUGUCUCAUGAAGGUCACUACAUGUUGUGUCUGAUUAGCUACGUGCUUGCCAGAACUAUAUAGCGUAUGGCCUGUGUCCAACAGUCUGUAGCCUAAACUCUAGCAUUUGGGGCUGAGUGGAGACUUGACACCCUGUUUCGAAGGCUGCUUGUUUUUCCUCUGUAGUAUCCUUAGAAAUCUUUGGACAGAACUGUUUCUGCCAUUGUCCUUACACGCUCUUAAGCUUGGUUGCAUUGGUGACAUUCUCAUUUACUGCAGCAGCUGAAGGAGUUUGUGGGGGGACGACUGCUGUUGGUUGCCUAGCAGUGUUCGUCAAUUUUGGGUCCCCAGAUGAUGUUGAACUCCAGCUCCCAUCAUCUCCAGUCACUUAGCCAAUGGUCAGGGAUGAUGGAAGUCCUAGUCUAACAACAUCUGAGCGCUCGAGGUUGAAAAACGCUUCCCUGCUUGAGGUUCUUGCCAGAUGCAGUAAAUAGCUUGUGUCCCUGUGCACAUAUAUCAUUGACAUGUUGCAGAAUGGUGUGGUUGCAGCCUUCUUUGUGCUGCUCCUAUGUAAACAUGCUGUUGACCCAAAGCACAUGGGCAAAAGAUAUACAUGCUGCUUGGAGCUGAACUAGAGUAACCACAGGAGUGAUGUUCCCCAUGCAGGCUCAAGGUAAUCUUAAGCCAGCCCUAAAAAGAUUGAUUGUGUUCCAGUCUUAUACUAGUCUCUACAGUUUAAACUCAAUCUAUUUCAUUAAGAGGAGGGCCUGCUUCUGUAGCAUUAUAAUGUGCUUUUUAAAAGAUUCAGUGCACUGAUAAACCUUUUGUAGAUAACCAGAUUCCUUCUAAAUUUGUAAAAUGCUGUGGUUAAAUUAAUAAAACGAAUAACUUUGAAA